This is a messenger RNA of Papaver somniferum (opium poppy), 850 nucleotides long. RefSeq names its product transcription repressor OFP12-like. The transcript has a single exon. The coding region runs from base 38 to 745 and encodes 235 amino acids. Gene Ontology annotation, biological process: negative regulation of DNA-templated transcription. The record is from RefSeq and is a predicted model, not a curated record. Lineage: Eukaryota; Viridiplantae; Streptophyta; Magnoliopsida; Ranunculales; Papaveraceae.
CUGUCCCAUUGCAGAUAUCCAAAGCUGAAGAGAGAAAAUGCCCAGAACUUUCUCCAAAACCAUUCACCAUUACUUCUCAAAGCUCAAAAGACAAACUACUUCAGAAGAUCAUCAUCAUCAUCAAAACCCUACCAAAGCAGCAACAACAACACCUAACCAAACCCAAGAUGAGCAAAUCUUGAUUAAAAAAAACAGUUAUCCCAAUAAACCUUCGUUCUAUGAUAUUCUCUCCACACCAAAAUCUCUCACUCCCACACCCACAACAUCAACUCAUGAUUUCUCUUCUUCAGAUCAUUCUGAUACCGAAACAAGUGCAGCAGCGCCAGAUUUCGCAACAGUUUUUAACUCUCGACGUUUCUUCUUUAGUUCACCGGGUCAAUCUAACUCUAUUAUAGACUCUGGUAGAUUCUCUUCUAAUGAGUCUGUUAAGUGUAGUCAACCAGAAUCCGGCUCAUUGAUAAUCAGCAGAGGUAUUCCAAUUCAAACAUACUCUCCAGAUCCUUACAUGGAUUUCAGAAGAUCCAUGCAAGAAAUGGUUGAAGCUACAGUGUUUUCAGAUGUUAGAGCUGAUUGGAAUUACUUGCAUGAGUUACUGCUAUGUUAUCUUGCUUUGAAUCCAAAGCAUACUCAUAAGUUCAUUAUGGAUGCUUUUGCAGAUCUUCUUGUUUGUCUUAUGACAUCAUCAACUGCUCCUUCUACUCCGACCAGUAACAUAAGAUUUCACGGUGUUCGUCGUUUAUUAUAAAUGUCAAUCAGUAGCAGAGAGUUUUACUGGACUUGUCUGUUAUGUUCUUACAGUUAUAAUUUUUGUACGUAGCAGCACUUGAAAACAAAAGAAGUAAAAAGUUGA